Apus apus (common swift) is the source of this 1342-nucleotide messenger RNA. RefSeq names its product ephrin A1 (gene EFNA1). Lineage: Eukaryota; Metazoa; Chordata; Aves; Apodiformes; Apodidae. Gene Ontology annotation, cellular component: plasma membrane. Gene Ontology annotation, biological process: ephrin receptor signaling pathway; axon guidance. Bases 13 to 642 code for a protein of 209 amino acids. The record is from RefSeq and is a predicted model, not a curated record. Gene Ontology annotation, molecular function: ephrin receptor binding. The transcript is spliced from 5 exons.
CCCGCGGAGCGCAUGGAGCGGUGGUGGGAGCGCCUGGCCCUGCUGGGGCUCGCCCUGUGCUGGGCGGCCGCGGCCGAGCGACACACGGUCUUCUGGAAUAGCUCCAACCCCCGGUUCAUGUGGAGCGACUACACAGUGGAGGUGCGCCUCAACGACUACCUGGACAUCAUCUGCCCGCACUACGAGGAGGGGAGCGUGGACCCCCACACCAUGGAGCGCUACACACUCUACCUUGUGGAGCUCGAGGAGUUCCAGGCCUGCAAGCCCAGCUCCAAGGAGCAGAUCCGCUGGGAGUGCAACAAGCCCAGCGCCUUGCAUGGCCCAGAGAAGUUUUCUGAGAAAUUCCAGCGCUUCACCCCCUUCACCCUGGGCAAGGAGUUCAAGGAGGGGCACAGCUACUACUACAUCUCCAAGCCCAUCCACCACCACGGUGAAGCGUGCCUGAAGCUGAAAGUCAUGGUGGCUGGCAAAGGCACUCCGGCACCGCCUGUCCCUGCCUCCACCCAGAAGGGGAGGAUCCAGGCAGAUGAUGCAGCAGCCCACGUGCUGAGGAGUGUGGGGCAGAACUCGGCCAUGAGGGGCAGCAGCCCCUUCACCUUCAUCAGCCUCCUCCUGCCCCUCCUGGUGCCACAGGGGCUGUGACCUCCUCACCAUGCCCAGAUGGAGCCAGCUGGGAUGUUCAGGACCCCCGUGGUCCUCAUGGGAUUGCCAGCCCCUGCACACAUCUGGACGAGGAAAGGAUUUGUCAGUAUUACAGGGCUGGAGGGCCUGAAGCGGAGCUGAGCAGUUGCAGCCCUGGGGUGCCCAGGCACCCCCUGCCUGUGCAGGCAGGAUCCUGGGAGCUGGAACAGGAGCCAGGACUGGAGGGGCUGCAUCCCUGGACUGGAGGGGAGUGUGGGGCUGGCACCCCUGCCCUGGUUCUGAGCUUGCCCAUGGAUGCCCUGCAGGGUUUGUGCUGCUGUGGGCUCAGACUGUGAUGUGUCCUGCAGGCAGGGACACAGUGCUGGUUUUGUGGCCAGCUGGAUGCCACCGGCAGCACCGUGGGACCCAGGUCCCUUGUCACAGACUCUGGGAGCCUGGACAUGCUCCAGAUGCCUGGCAGCCAGUGGAGCGGGGCUCUAGGAAGCCCCCUCUUCUCCAUCCUUGACCCCAUCGCACGUGGUGGCAGGGACAGCUGCCCCCACCCUGGACCCUUGCCCCUUUGCCUGGUGCUGGAGGGGCACCCGCCCCCCAGCAGCCCUCUGUGGGGGGCACUUGGCUUGUCCCCCUUUGUACAGCUUUGUACAGCUUUCUAACAUGGGAGUUUUUAUACGAUUGUGUUGAAUAAAUAACCAAAACCACA